Branchiostoma floridae (Florida lancelet) is the source of this 4067-nucleotide messenger RNA. RefSeq names its product isoamyl acetate-hydrolyzing esterase 1 homolog. The record is from RefSeq and is a predicted model, not a curated record. Bases 56 to 796 code for a protein of 246 amino acids. Gene Ontology annotation, molecular function: hydrolase activity, acting on ester bonds. The transcript has 6 exons. NCBI's taxonomy places the organism in Eukaryota, Metazoa, Chordata, Leptocardii, Amphioxiformes, Branchiostomatidae.
CAGGUGGCAAAACGACAGGUGGUUGGAUUUCCCAGCAUUCCCAGCAAAAAUCAAGAUGGCCGCCUCCUGUGAUCAGAGAAAACCCGGCUUGAAAAUCUGGCCAAAAGUCAUCUUAUUUGGGGACUCAAUAACCCAGUAUGCCUUUAACGAUGGAGGAUGGGGCGCAGCACUACAAGAACUUCUACAAAGGAAAUGUGACAUCAUCUGCCGAGGAUUCUCGGGUUACAACACAACGUGGGCCAACAUGAUACAACCACAGGUCAUCAACAACGAGAACGCCUCCGAUGUCGUACUAGUCAUUAUAUUCUUUGGUGCUAAUGACUCUUCCUUAAAAGAGGAAAACCCACAACAACAUGUACCACUGGAAACCUACAAGAACAACCUCAGGAACAUGGUCCACUACCUCCAGGGCCAGGGCAUCGGUCCAGAGAAGAUCAUCCUCAUCACCCCCCCUCCUCUGGAUGAGGCUGAGUGGAGGAAGGUUUGUAAAGAAAAAGGUUUAAAGUUGAACAGGUUGAAUGCAGUGACUGGGCAGUAUGCUAAGAUGUGCUGUGAGGUGGCAGUGGAGAAACAGACGUCGUGUGUCGACCUGUACACCUACAUGCAGAAUGAGAAGGACUGGCGUAAGUUUCUCUCGGACGGGCUCCACCUCUCGAGGGAGGGGAGCCAGUUUCUCGCCCGGUGCCUUUCCCCCAUCGCUCAGGACAAGACAGACCACCUCCCCUUCAUCUUCCCCCACUGGGACAGUAUAGACACCAGCAACCCCGAGAAAUCUUUAAUACAUCCAAACAACUAGGUCUCACACUCUCUCACUCACUACCUAUACUCCGUAUUAACCUCAGUAACUAACAUGUAGAACAGGAUGGUGGUAGCUUGGCUAUGGGAAGGACAUUGUCAAAAUGAAAAACACCAGUGAAAACACCAGUGAAAAACAUCGCUCAGGACAAGACAGUAUAGACACCAGCAACCCCGAGAAAUCUUUGAUACAUCCAAACAACUAGGUCCGACACUCUCACACACUAUACUCCAUAUUAACCUCAGUAACUAACAUGUAGAACAGGAUGGUGGUAGCUUGAUUAUGGGAAGGACAUUGUCAAAAUGAAAAACACCAGUGAAAACACCAGUGAAAAACAUCGCUCAGGACAAGACAGUAUAGACACCAGCAACCCCGAGAAAUCUUUGAUACAUCCAAACAACUAGGUCCGACACUCUCUCACACACUAUACUCCAUAUUAACCUCAGUAACUAACAUGUACAUGUAGAACAGGAUGGUGGUAGCUUGGCUAUGGGAAGGAGUUCAUCAAACUGAAAAGUUUAAGUUUGUAGUUGGUGCUUAUGGUAGCUCCCAUCAUCAAUUCAAAGCCCCUGGACCACACAGCUUUGUGCAAUCGCUACAGCAAGGGGCUAGUCCACUCAUAGUUGUGGAUAUACAAAAUAUUCUGAGGUCUAGGUCCAGUUCAGGUCCAGGUCCAGGUCUGGACCUGAACCUGGACCUGACUGUCUAUGAAAACUUGUGAAUGGGCAGUACUCAAAACAAUGGUCCAUUUUGCUAUAAAGGAAUCUCUAUGGUGGAGUAGUUGAUUCUCACUGGUGUUUUAAAAUCCUAUCUUCAUGUAAACAACAUUAAUUGCAGAAACUUGGUAGAAAUGACUAUAAAGUCUGCUCUACUUUGCUCUAACUUUUUAUUGUCUGGAAUGUGUAAACCCCUGUCGAUAUAAUCUGUUCAUUGUCUAAUAGGUCCAAAACCUGGUCCACUGAUUUUUUCAGGUCUGUUUUUUUCCGGACUGGUCCAACAAGAAAAAACAAAUUUGUCUUUCGCUUGACACAGAUGGGGUAGAACUUAUGAUCUACUGAAUGCAAGGCAAGCACUUACUUACUUGACAAUUGCACCAUUAUGGUCAUUGUCAAAGUGCUUAUAUCCUUUUCUUGAAUCAAAACUAUUUCUGGGAAUAUAUUGAAAAGGAAGCUUUAAGGUAAUUUUGAAUUUUGAUACUUGAGAAAAAAUUGUUACACUAAGGCCUACAGUAUGAAGACAUCAUUUCAUUUUUUUUUUAGUUUGUUUUGCAACCAAUAUUUGCUUCUUUUAUCUUUUACAACAUGUAGUAACCAUGUUAUUCCCAUAGCCAAGCUGAUUUCCAUCAAUAGAAUGUCUUUUCAAGGUGUAGAAAUGAUGAACAAGAAAGCACAACACUAAUCAUGAACUUGAUAAAACUAGUUCUUAGCAGACUAGUUGAUGAAAACUUUUCAGGAAUUUCGAAUCAACGACACAUUUUAAACCUGACAUUUUUAAUGAAGGAACAAAGUACAAAUAGCAUGAAGGACUUGCACUAGACGAUUACGUAAAAAAAAGUACACUAACUCUUUACCCGCAAAAAGCACUGGGAUCGCUUCCUUAAAAUAAUAGGUAGAAAAGUUGUAAUCAAAGUUUGCGGUUCAUUCGCAGAAAGCUUUGGAGUUGAAUUGAUAUCAUACAUGUAUAUUUUGUUUUAUUGUUUGCUUGUUAAUUUAUGGUCUUUUAAAGGCUUAAUUUUAGUGAUAAUGGAGCAAGAAAUAAAAUAGUGAGGAAUUUUUUUCCUCUGUUUUUCAAAAACAGAUGCUAAAGUUUACAAUGUCUGUAAGCAUCAUAAAUAGAGAUCCAACAUUUUCAGUUUCAAAUUAUUGCUCUUCUACAAUACAACAUCUCAGGAAGACUUGGUUGAAUAAUUUUUACCUCAAACAAUGAUUUUGGAACAUCUACAUUUUAUUUCAUUUCUGCAACAAAGACAAUGUUGGGUGAAUUUAUCAAACUGUCGCUCAUUUUCUUUGAAGAAUAAUAUUGUUUUUCAGAAGGAAACAUUUAAACUAAGUCAUUAGGUUAUAAAGUGUCAAUUUCAGACACCAUCUUCUAAGUCUACAUGAAAAUUCCACUCUUCAAGGCUAAUAUUCAACUGUAACACUAAUGUUGUAAACAUUAUGUUGUCUCCAAAAUUGCAUAGAAUUUGCUUGGAAAAAUAAUGUUGAAUUGUUAAAUAUUUAAGAAGUUUUUGUUUUAAUGGAUAUUCUAUAUGGAAUAGUUUGAUGUAUCAAAUGUUUCAAAGCUUUUGGAAGAUGGUCAGUAAUUUUCUUGAAGAUAUGUAAAUUUGUGGCAUGUUUUGCAGUCAGGCUUCUAUGUAAUGUAAUUUUUUGGCGAUGCCUCAGGAGCAAGCCUAAUGAUGUAAUAUAAUUUUGUUAUGUGUUAUCCUUUGUACACUUAUCCUAACGAUGAAAAUCAGUGUAUGUACACAAUUUUGUUGCCUAUACUGUAACUUGCUGCCUUACUCAUUGUAUGUUUUGUAUGACAAAAGCGACCAUGUGUUAAGCUAUUCAGUUGAACUGAAAGUUGUCUUUGCUAAGUGCUAUCUAUGAAAUGUAUAGCUUGAUAAUCAAUUGUCAGUGUUUGGUGAAGGGUGGACUGAGGGAAAUUUUGCACGAGUGAGUGCACUAGUUGCAGCAUGCUUGUAGCAUUUUGUGUUGCAGAAUCCUCCCUUUUAGACCCACAACUUGUAUUGCAAUACACAAGCAACUUGCCCUGGUCUAACAGCCUUCUAGGGUAACUCCUACAUAUGAUUGGCCCUGGACUUUUAACUCUUGCACAUGAUUGGCUGGUGAUUUGAACUGGAAGAACACCCGGGCUUCUGAUUGGCUGAUAGCUGGCUGGUGCUAGCACAAAUUUUAGGCUGUUUUUUUCAGGAUCAAUGCAAGCAUGUUAUCCUGUUCAAAGUGUGAAUUGCACAUGCACAACUUGAAGGCCUCUUAGACCAAAACAGGACAUAUCUGGACAUGUAUUGACCAUAGUCCAGACAAGAACUGUUAAGAAGUUAGGGGCCUUCAACUUUGACCUUGUGCAUGCACAUUUCAAACUGUGAACAGGCUUAUUGCACAACACAAGCUGCAGGUCUGGAGGGCAAGGAUUGGUGUUGCAGAAGUUGUACAGGAUUUGAGGUAUAUGAUGUGCACGUAGGCUGUCUAGAAAACCUUUCUGUUUUCCAUACAUGAGAAUCAGCUGCAAUUUAGGAUUACUGGCAAAUACAUCUUGACUUCAUAUACAC